AUUGCAAUGGCAUGGACCGAUCUUCUAGAUCACAAGGAACAGUAAUGUGCAAACGAUGCAACGGUAGAAGAAGUUUGUCAGAAUGUAACCGCUUCUCUACCUUACAACGCUGUCAACCGCAUGAAAUUUGUGGCAUGGAAAUCCGUGUGCAAAACUCUCGGCGAACCAUUUCUGUUCAAUGCAAACAAAGACAAGCCUGUUUAAACGAAGCAACCCAGAACCGAGCGCAGUGCAGAAGAUCUUCAAGGAACAAAACAUGCCGUUUCUGUUGCAACAAGCGACUGUGUACACCAUUUAACUUUACAUGUUUACAAAUAUGAGAUACAAUUCCAAUUAUAUAUAUGUGUGACGACAAAUGUUACUUUGAAAGGUUGUAUCUCGCUUAAUGCUUGUAUUAUAGCCUAUCACGCUGAAAACCAAUGAAAUUGCUAAACGUACAUAAAUACCGACAAUAUUUAUUCUUAAACGAAUUUUAUAUGAGAUUCUAUUAAACACACAAGUUAUCUGUAUAUUUUAAACCCUGUAUGCCUUGUAUGGUCAAUAUACGUAUACCAAAAAAUAAACACGCAACAACUAGGAGAGUCGGGCGCAAAAAUAUCUCAAAAUAGCGAUAAAAAAUUAAAAAAAAUAUUCACCCACAAAGUAACUUACAGGCUAACUCGUAACGUACGAGGUGUACAGAACACCCGUGUUAUAAAGACUAUUGUUUUUACUUUUUAUAGGUUUUAUAGUUUUUAACGUAGUUUAAGCGGCGACGUGCUUAUUCAUUAAUACUUAGCUCUCUUGGUUUAUUCUAUUGCAGUACAUGGACUUCUUGCAUUAUUUAUAUUACGUAUAUUUAUAAAAUGACUGAUUUAUUGCUAAAAAUGCGGUAAACUUAAUGGGAAUCGGAAAUUUAACUUUCUUGAUGUUCUAAUAAAACGUUUGUGUGUAAUAGCCUUUGGCGAUAUUCGCGGUUGAAAUGAUCUGAACACUUGAUUUGAAACGUGUAGUAGCCUAUUCCUUAUCAGCAUUUAAAAGUAACGACAGAAAAUCAAUGAAAAAUCAGAAUACUUUAACUUUACACCAAUUGAAUUAUAUAACUUAAAUUAAGUCCUGCUGAUUGAAUGUAGCCUAUAGUUAUUCAUCGUUUAACGUGAAUCAAAGUACCAGGUUUUAUUAAGAGUUACGGCGGUAUUGCAUUUGUAGUUUUCCAAGAACUUGACAGUGCAGUUUUUAUGAACUAACUGAAUGAA
Messenger RNA from Ciona intestinalis (vase tunicate), 1235 nucleotides. The record is from RefSeq and is a predicted model, not a curated record. NCBI's taxonomy places the organism in Eukaryota, Metazoa, Chordata, Ascidiacea, Phlebobranchia, Cionidae.